Molossus molossus (Pallas's mastiff bat) is the source of this 1314-nucleotide messenger RNA. It is a transcript of the gene FBXO17, whose product is annotated as F-box protein 17. The transcript has 6 exons. Gene Ontology annotation, cellular component: cytoplasm; SCF ubiquitin ligase complex. Gene Ontology annotation, biological process: glycoprotein catabolic process; SCF-dependent proteasomal ubiquitin-dependent protein catabolic process. The coding region runs from base 161 to 997 and encodes 278 amino acids. Lineage: Eukaryota; Metazoa; Chordata; Mammalia; Chiroptera; Molossidae. Gene Ontology annotation, molecular function: ubiquitin protein ligase activity; protein binding. The record is from RefSeq and is a predicted model, not a curated record.
CAACCCCCGGAGAAGACCAACUGCCCGCACCGCCGUCCGGGGCUCCCUGGGCGGCGCCGGCCCCGGUGAGCCCCGCGCCUGCCUCCCAGAGCUAUGUGGGGAAGGGGAUCUUAGCCCGCUGCCGCCUCCGCGCUGGCCUCCAGGAAUCCAGUCUCCGGAGAUGGGCACCCGGCCCUCGCGCCAGCGGCUGCCCGCGGACCCGCCCAUAGCCUUGGACGCUCUGCCCCCAGAGCUGCUGGUGCAGGUGCUGAGCCACGUGCCGCCGCGCGCGUUAGUGACGCGCUGCCGCCCAGUGUGCCGCGCGUGGCGCGACGUGGUGGACGGGCCCACCGUGUGGCUGCUGCAGCUGGCUCGCGACCGCAGCGCGGAGGGCCGCGCCCUCUACGCGGUAGCCCAGCGCUGCCCGCCCCGCAGCGGGGACGGGGAGGAGUUCCCGCUGUGCGCCCUGGCGCGCUACUGCCUGCGCGCGCCCCUCCGCCGCAACCUCAUCUUCAACUCCUGCGGAGAGCAGGGCUUCAGAGGCUGGGAGGUGGAACACGGCGGGAAUGGCUGGGCCGUGGAAAAGAACCUGACACUGGUGCCGGGGGCUCCUUCCCAGACCUGUUUCGUGACUUCUUUCGAAUGGUGCUUCAAGAGGCAGCUGGUGGACUUGGUGAUGGAGGGGGUGUGGCAGGAGCUGCUGGACAGCGCCCAGAUUGAGAUCUGUGUGGCCGACUGGUGGGGCGCCCGGGAGAACUGCGGCUGCAUCUACCGGCUCCGGGUCCGUCUUCUGGACGUGUAUGAAAACGAAGUGGUCAAGUUCUCGGCCUCCCCCAACCCGGUCCUUCAGUGGACCGAGAGAGGCUGCCGACAGGUCUCCCACGUCUUCACCAACUUUGGCAAGGGCAUCCGAUAUGUGUCUUUUGAGCAAUAUGGGAGAGACACGCGUUCCUGGGUGGGGCACUAUGGCGCCCUUGUGACCCACUCCAGCGUGAGGGUCAGGAUCCGCCUGUCCUAGCCCACCAGCCUGAUCAGGCCUUUCAGGACCUACUGCCACCUGCCAGACAUCAUGGCCAAUCAAGGGCAGCUUUGUAGCCAGGAGCCAGAGGAUGCCCAGGGACAGCAGGGGGUCCUUGCUCCCAGCCAGCCUCCAGCAAACCCCACUUGCGGCUUCAGCAUGGUGGCCCACGUGCUGCUCGGGAAACCAGGGAUCCAACACGGCUGCUCACAGCUUCCCAAGUCAGGGGGUUCAAGGAAUGACCGAGACUUUUACUUUGCCUACAAACUGUUUUCUCAUGUGUGGAUGUCAGCUGACCAAGUCGAAAAAACAAAUGC